UGGAAAUUUGACUUCCUGAAUCAAUGCAGAACGGGAUCUUUGCAUGUUAAUCCUAUCAUUGCAUUUGCAUUAGAAUUUCGGAAGCAUAGAAUCUUACAUUUUCAUUUUUGGAGUUCAGACUUUGAAAAUGACUGAAGCUGUUGUUGAAUUAGUGCUUGGAAAUUUGAGUUCUCUUGUUGGAAAGGAGUUGGCACUUUUCCUGGGUUUUCAUGAUGACUUAGAAAGACUUGCCAGUUUACUCAAUAUGAUCAAGGCAACUCUUGAAGAUGCUGAGCACAAACAAUUCUCAGACGGAGCUAUACAAAUUUGGCUUCAAAACCUGAAAUACGCAGCUCUCACUUUGGAUGACAUUAUUGACGAGUAUGGCUAUGAAGUUCUGGGGAUGGAGUUCCAAACACUAAGGAAUGUAUCAAAUAAGGUACAAAAUUUUGGUUCAUCAUCCUCUUUUCAUCCCAAACAUGUUUUUUCUCGUUACAAAAUUGCCAAAAAAAUGAAGAGGAUAAGUGAGAGGUUAGAAGAAAUUGCUGAGGAAAGGGCUAAGUUUCAUUUGACUGAGAUGGUUUCUGAGAGAAGAAGUGGAAUCAGUGAGUGGCGCCAAACCACCUCGUUUGUCUCUGAACCACAGCUGUAUGGAAGAGAAGAAGAGAAGGAUCAAAUUAUAAACCUUUUGGUUGGUGUUGCUUCUCGUUCUGAGAAUUUAUCUGUGUAUCCGAUCUUGGGUCUAGGUGGACUAGGAAAAACAACACUUGCUCAACUCAUUUUCAAUCAUGAGAAGGUGGUCAACCACUUUGAGCUAAGAAUUUGGGUUUGUGUUUCUGAUGAUUUCAGUUUGAAGAGGAUAACAAAGGCUGUCAUUGAAGCAGUUACCCAGCGUAGCUGUGACGAUUUGGAUCCAGAACCACUCCAAAGAAUGCUUCGAGAUCUUCUUCGAAGUAAAAGAUAUUUACUUAUUUUAGAUGAUGUGUGGGAUGAUAAGCAAGAGAAUUGGCAGAAGUUGAAAUCUGUUUUAGCUUGUGGGACAAUGGGUACUUCCAUUCUGAUCACCACUCGUCUUUCAAAAUCAUGGGAACAAUACCUCCUAGCAGCUAAACUUAGCACAAUUUUUAACUAUCAACUGUCAGAGUUAUCAGAUAGUUAUUGCUGGGAAUUGUUUAGGAGUCGAGCCUUUGGAGCAAAUGAGGUUGAACCUGAAGAGCUAGUGUUUAUAGGGAAAGAGAUAGUAAAGAAAUGCAGGGGAGUGCCUCUUGCAGCAAAAGCACUAGGAGGUCUUUUACGCUUCAAAAGAGAGGAAAAGGAGUGGCUCAACGUUAAGGAGAACAACCUGUGGAGUUUACCACAAGAUGAAGACUCUAUAAUGCCUACCUUGAGAUUAAGUUACUUGAACUUGCCCAUAAAACUCAGACCAUGUUUUGCUUAUUGUGCUAUAUUUCCCAAAGAUAAAAUAAUAGAAAAGCAAUAUCUGAUUGAACUGUGGAUGGCUAAUGGGUUUAUUUCAUCCAGUGAAAUACUAGAGGCUGAAGAUGUCGGUGAAGGUGUGUGGAAUGAAUUUUACUGGAGAUCAUUUUUUCAGGAUAUUGAGACAGAUGAGUAUGGCAAAGUUAAAAGUUUCAAGAUACAUGAUCUUGUCCAUGAUCUUGCACAAUUUGUUGCAACAAAUCUUUUUUUUUGUAGUGUUUGCUGCGUUUCAAAAGACAAUCAUAUAGCUACUUUGUCUGAAAGAAUCCACCAUCUCUCAAUUUAUGGAAACGAUUCAAUCCAGUUACAUCAACUCAAUUGUUUGAGGACCUACAUAAGCCCGCAACUAUCCCACCAACGUUUUCAUGAUGUAUUGAAAUGUCAUUCUUUGCGGGCUCUUUACUGCGAACUGUGGAAAUCAUUGUUCCCAUCUUCAAUUGGUCAUUUAAAACACCUAAGGUAUCUAAAUCUUUCUGAGGGAACCUUCAAAACUCUUCCAAAAUCAGUAUGUAAAUUAUGGAAUUUGCAGAUAUUGAAAUUAGACAAUUGUAGACAUCUCAAAAAGUUGCCUCACAAUUUGGUACUCUUAAAAGGUCUACAACAACUAUCUUUGAAAGGUUGCUUAUUCUUGUCAAGCUUGCCUCCUCAUGUAGGGAACUUGACAUCCUUAAGGAUUUUAAGCAUGUACAUUGUUGGCAAGGAAAGAGGGUCACUUUUGGCAGAAUUGGGACCACUGAAGCUGAAAGGAGACCUUGAAAUCAAGUAUAUGGGUAAAGUGAAAAGUGUAAAGGAUGCCGAAGAAGCUAAUAUGUCUAGUAAGCAAUUAAAUACGUUGCGGUUAUCAUGGCACAGGUUAUUUUGGGACUGGAUCUCAAAGGAUAUGUUAUCAAUGGACAGAUACGACAAAGACUUGGAAGUACAAGAAAAUGUCGAGGAGAUUCUUGAAGUGCUUCAACCUGAUCCCAAACAACUUGAGAGUAUGACGGUGUUAGGAUAUAAAGGUGCUUAUUUCCCACAAUGGAUGUCCAGUUCUUCUCUCCAUCUCUUAAAUUUUAUAGAGUUGACGGACUGUCGAAACUGUGUGAAACUUCCACAGCUGGGAAAACUGCAUUCUCUAAAGACUAUUCGCUUGUGUAACAUUAGUAAUGUAAAAUAUCUAUACGAGGAGUCUUGUGAUGGUGGGGUAGUUUUCAUGUCUUUAGAAAUUUUGUCACUAAGGUAUCUGCCAAACCUGACAAGGUUAUCAAGGGAGGGCGGAGAAACCAUGUUCCCACACCUUUCCACACUUGAAAUCAUUGAAUGUCCUAAAUUAUUGCUUACCAGCGAUGAAACACAGAUACGGACACGGAUACGCCGCUAUGAAUUAUAG
Molecule: messenger RNA, 2824 nt
Organism: Vigna unguiculata (cowpea)
Lineage: Eukaryota; Viridiplantae; Streptophyta; Magnoliopsida; Fabales; Fabaceae
Product: putative disease resistance protein RGA1
Molecular function (GO): ADP binding
Source: RefSeq, a predicted model, not a curated record